AUGAGUUGUAUCUCGUGUGGAUUCAAAAUUAUUACUCGGAAGCCUUGGCUUGCUAAAUACCGAGUAGUCUAUAAGACUUCUAGAGGUGCUCAUCUAUCUGAUGUCGUCACGUAUAGUGAUGAAAGGCACAAAGACUAUUCUUAUCAUUAUGAAGAAGGAGGCACCAUGGAGCUUGCGAGGGACAAAUACCUUAUUCAUGAACUCUGCUGGAGCCGUCUUUUGGCACAUUUCGAUCAAAUCUCGCUCGACAGACUCUUUGAAGUGUUCAAGUAUAUGCCUUCUGCAAUGUAUACAGAAAGAUUGGAGACCCUUCGAUACGUAAAUCCCGACCAGCUGCCCAGUGUUACAACAUGCCGAGAAGUAAAGGAGGAAUUUCCAACACCCAGCCAAGCAAUUUGUGACUCAAUGAAUAUAAUAUCGCCAUAUGACUGCUUUGCCCUCUUACCCCUGGAGCUAAGAGUGGAAAUUGCAGCUCAUCUCUCAACAAUGGAUUACCUUGGUCUUCGCUAUUGUUCACGGGCGAUGGCAGCUGUUUUCAACAAUGAGGCAUUCUGGAAGACACGAUUUCUAGUCCAUCGAGAGCGUGGCUUUUUCGCCUAUCUUGCAGAUAAUCAACCAAAUGGUCUGUCAUCUACAGGUUGGAGAUUGAUAUAUCACCGCACAAACCGCGUAAAUCGAUAUAAUCCUGCCUGGAAAGCAAUGCGAAGGCAAUGGAAGACCAACACCUGGUUUCAGGACAGAUAUUCGAUGGCCAGGGCACCAGAUAUCAGUCAUCAAAUGCGUUCUAAAAAAAGACUACAUUGGGAGACAGCGCAGAGGCAUCAAUGUCGCAGCAACGGAAAGUGUUGUGGCGAUUGUAAUUUCUGUCGUCACUUGUUCAGCAUUAAUGAGUUCACCCAGAGCAUCCGCAUCUCCUCUGUUGUCAAGAUUAUAGUCUCGAUACUCCAUGAGGCAGAGAAGACUUUUAUUACAGGGUUAGAACUCAUCCAGAAAGACAGUACAACACCUGUUGCUAUUGGAUAUCAAACGUCUCGACAAGAGACAAUCGACCUUCAGGCUCACCAAUUGCGAGGAUUUAUCGUCAACACGGGCCCUCGAGGCAUCCAUGCCCUACGUCCGGUUACUAACAAAAAGCUAGAUUGGGUAGGGCGUCUGGAAGAUACGGGAAACGUGGAACUCCUCUCAACUCGAAUCAAGGUUAUUGCAGGAACUUUCGAUGUGAGUACCUGA
Penicilliopsis zonata CBS 506.65 is the source of this 1230-nucleotide messenger RNA. RefSeq lists its product as hypothetical. Gene Ontology annotation, molecular function: protein binding. The record is from RefSeq and is a predicted model, not a curated record. The transcript has 2 exons. Bases 1 to 1230 code for a protein of 409 amino acids. Lineage: Eukaryota; Fungi; Ascomycota; Eurotiomycetes; Eurotiales; Aspergillaceae.